GCGGGGCCGCCCUCAGCGGGGCGCGGGCCCGGCCAUGGCCGGCAUCGGCAUCGACCACUCCAAGCUGCCCGGAGUCAAGGAAGUGUGUCGAGACUUCGCUAUUCUGGAAGAUCAUACCUUGGCCCAUAAUUUACAGGAACAAGAGAUUGAGCAUCACUUGGCCACAAAUGUUCAGCGUAAUCGUCUGGUGCAACAUGACUUGCAGAUGGCCAAGCAGCUGCAGGAAGAGGAGGAUAAGAAAGCCCGUGCUCAAAUCCAGAAACACCAAAAAGACUUGGAACGCCAGGACUGCGAGAUUGCUCAGGAAAUCCAAGUGAAGCUCGCGUUUGAAGCCGAGGAGCGCCGCAGGCAAGAGGAAAAAGACGAGGAUAUUGCCCGUCUCCUACAACAGCAGGAAGAGAAAAAGCACAAGAAGCACUACCCAGAGUCCCAGGGACACACAGGCUAUGAAGAGAGCUAUUAUGCACAAAAUGGAGGCACUAAUUUGAGGGGGAGGACACAAGGCCUGUACGAUGGCCCCCGGAUGGAACAGGAGCUGUCUGAUGCAGAGAUUGCUCGGAAGCUGCAGGAGGAAGAGCUCCUGGCUAAUGAAGCAGAUCAGAAGGCAGCUCAAGUAGCCCAAGAUGAGGAAAUUGCUCGUCUCUUGAUGGCUGAGGAGAAAAAGGCUUUAAGAAAAGAGAAAGAAAGAGAAAAGUCUUCCUUUGAAAGGAGGAGGCAUGAUCAAGAUUGGAAGCCUGAUGCAGGCGAGUCCACGCGCUCAAGGUCAAGAGAAGGGCCCGAAACUCAGCGACACAGAAGUGACAGGCCUUCAAGGUCACAGCCUCUCCUGGAUGAACACUCUCGGUAUUACACGAGCCAGCCCAGCCCCUUGCGCCACCACCCCAGACCUGAGCACUCUCCUAAAGGUUCCCGUAGGAAGCAGUAAACUGUGCUAGCCUUUGCUUUGGUACUGACUCUUCUGUAGCAAACAUUACUGGAAUUGCCAGGCAACAUUCUUCAUCCCUGACCUGAUGGGAGGCCCACCCUCCACUCCCAGGAUCAUCUCUUUAAGUGUUGUCAUAUUAAGGAAAAUUGUUUGUUUCAAUUUCUUACUCAUCUGUGAUGACUUGAGCAGUGCAGUAUAAUCUAGCUGCCACUGAGCUGUGCCAGUCAACCAGCUGGCUCAACAGCUCCCUCAUACAUUCUUUUCAGGCUUUCUUUUUAUUUUUAAGUUUGGCUGGAGCUCUGAUGAAUAGGACAAAUUGAGAUGCAUGUACAAUGGGGGAAAAUUGAAGAAAUGAGUUGGGUUAUGGCAAUGCAGCAGAACAUCAGAAGUACAAGUCCUUUUUACAUGAGGAUAACUUAGCAAAGAGCUAUAAGAGGAAUUGGGUUUCUUCCUGUGUUGGAUAGGACAGCUGAGCCAACCUGACAGUCAUAUGAGCUUGCAGGAAGGAGAGAGCCUUGUCAAACAUACACCAGCAAAAGCCAAACCCUGAGACUGGUGAGGCAGAAAUAGCCUAUGAAACAGAAUUUUUAAACUGCUGUAUUUCUUUCUAGGGUUUCCAACAUUCUGAAUAGAGUGUAUAUAGGCAUUUAGCUCUAGGAUAUAGGAUAGAACAGUUAAAAGGAAAUACAAUUCCAACUGAAGUUAGACCUUGCAUGCAUGACUUAGUAUUUGCCAGGGAGUUCAAGAAGCUGUGAACUGUGGUUUGGGAAAACUCAUACAAACAGAUCUGUGUGUCUGAAGGGACCUCUGUGGUCACCUGCUUUGAGCUUCAGUGUGGUAAAAGCCAAGGAAUUUCAUUAAAGCCAAGUCAGAUCUCAUGUAACUCUUAGCUCAGUUGCUGAUGCACUUGAGUAGAGUAAUUUGUUUCUGAACUUGGAUAUGUCUUGUAAACAUGGGGCUGAUGGAGAGAGGGCCAUAUGGGCAUUGAGCAUCAAAAUCUACAGUUACAGGCAACCUGAGCCAGACACAGAGUGCUGGUCAGUCCACACGAUGUCUGUGCUGACUGCUUUUCCUCUCUGCUGCUCCAUCCAGCUCCAGUCAGGAAUAAAAAAAUCAUUGCUUUCUAGGGCACAGCAGGGUCUGCAGGUUUGCUGUCUUUAUAUAUUUUCCCAUGCAGUGAUUCCGUCCUGGCUUGUUUUCCCUCCACUCUUUGAAAACAAUUUUUCUCUUGCACAAAAAGUAGCCUUUCCCCCUGGCCUUCUCAUUCAAAUUCUAUAGUCUUUUUAAUAAUUUUUUGCCAUUAUUUUCAGGUGUAUUUUUAAACUACAAAGCUGAACAUCUGGACACUGUCUUAGAGUGUGUUCAGCCAGGGCAGGCUGGUUAUUCAUGGGCCAGCCCAGUUCAUGGCAGAGAGCUUGGCUGCCUUGCCCCUGCAGCCCAGCCUUAGUGCCAGCACCAAGUCUGUCUCACCACUCUCUCUUGGCUUUGGCUCUGCAGAGGAGGGCAGACACCUGUGUCUAGGGCAGGA
Melozone crissalis (California towhee) is the source of this 2453-nucleotide messenger RNA. RefSeq names its product coiled-coil domain containing 50 (gene CCDC50). The coding region runs from base 35 to 925 and encodes 296 amino acids. Gene Ontology annotation, cellular component: cytoplasm. The transcript is spliced from 11 exons. Gene Ontology annotation, molecular function: ubiquitin protein ligase binding. NCBI's taxonomy places the organism in Eukaryota, Metazoa, Chordata, Aves, Passeriformes, Passerellidae. The record is from RefSeq and is a predicted model, not a curated record.